GUGACAAUUUGAUCUUGCUGAGCAUUGUUAAAGCAACAUUGUCAAGUCAACAAUCUCACAUUGUCAAGUCAAUAAGUCUCACAUUGUCAGGUCAAAAAGUCUCACAUUGUCAAAUCACAAUUCUCACAUUGUCAAGGUCAAGUCAACAAGUUUCACAUUGA
Molecule: messenger RNA, 161 nt
Organism: Racocetra persica
Lineage: Eukaryota; Fungi; Glomeromycota; Glomeromycetes; Diversisporales; Gigasporaceae
Source: the annotation of a GenBank genome assembly